Molecule: messenger RNA, 1984 nt
Organism: Argentina anserina (silverweed cinquefoil)
Lineage: Eukaryota; Viridiplantae; Streptophyta; Magnoliopsida; Rosales; Rosaceae
Product: homeobox protein knotted-1-like 2
Exons: 5
Coding region: 512-1684 (390 amino acids)
Biological process (GO): regulation of transcription by RNA polymerase II
Cellular component (GO): nucleus
Molecular function (GO): RNA polymerase II cis-regulatory region sequence-specific DNA binding; DNA-binding transcription factor activity, RNA polymerase II-specific
Source: RefSeq, a predicted model, not a curated record
GAAACAUGGAAGAAAAAACGAAUCUUCAAUAUAAUUUAAUCUAAUGUCUCGCCUUAUCGCUUAGCUAGGUCUUCUAUAGCGAUCGUCAUAGCUUGCUUUCCACCAUUUUCAUAUACUUCUUUUUCUUGCAAAAAAGAAAACUAGACUCUUUUUCAGCCACGUCUCCACCCCCCAGAAACGGAGCUAGCCGCUGCUGCCGGUUCGACCCGCCCCCCAUCGGCCAAUUCCACCCCUUCAUCUUGAUCAGACUUCUUGUCAGUAUGCAAAGGAAAUUCUUUGACGGUCAGAACAUCCCUUAUUCUUGCCUAGUUUUCACCUCCCUAGUUCCAUGCUUCAAUUGCACAUAAAUAUUAUUGAUUCCCAUUUACCUUAACUAAACCAUAUUAUUGCUAUGCUUUAGAACUUAGGGUUUCAUUUUCUUGCAUCAUUUCUAGUUUGGUCUGAUUUGCUUAGGGGUUUCCUGCGUAAAUUAUAGCUGAAACAAUUAGUCGGUAGGUUGUUUGAGUUGGAAAUGGAGGAAUACAUUAACAAUAAUGAAAUGGAUCAUGAGAGUCAAGGCACUCCCAGAGGAAAUUUCCUCUACGCUUCCCCAAAUCUUAGAGGUAACUAUGGUAGAGCGUCUGCCAGUGAUCAUAAUCAGCAGAUCAGCACCUUUCAUCUUCAAUCAAGCGGGGGCGAGUGUUUUCCGUCAACACAGCGAACUGUGAAGACCGAAGCAGCCGGUAGUACUUCCCAGCAUGCUCAUCAGCACCACCACCACAAAUUUCAUCAUCCUCAAUUUCCUUCCCCUUCAUUAGUAUUGUCAAGAGGGCACAACGAUCAGCUUACGGCUCAGCAGCAGCAGAACAUAGAAAACGAUAAUGAAGUGGAGGCCAUCAAAGCUAAGAUUAUCGCCCACCCUCACUACUCUAACCUCUUACAAGCUUACAUGGAUUGCCAAAGGGUGGGAGCUCCGUCUGAAGUUGUGGCUCGUCUCUCAGUUGCGCGCCAAGAGUUUGAAGUACGACAGCGAUCUGCAGUCAGUUCAAGAGAUGCUUCUUCAAAAGACCCAGAACUCGAUCAGUUUAUGGAAGCUUAUUAUGAUAUGCUGGUAAAGUAUCGCGAGGAACUAACAAGGCCCAUACAAGAAGCAAUGGAUUUCAUGAGGAAGAUUGAAACUCAGCUUAACAUGCUUGGCAAUGAUAGCAACAGUACUCCUCUACGCAUCUUCUCGGCCUGUGCACUAGAUAAGUGUGACGGAAAUGUUUCGUCUGAAGAGGAGCAAGACAACAGCGGUGGAGAGACAGAAGUAGCCGAGAUUGAUCCAAGAGCUGAAGACAGGGAGCUUAAGAACCACCUUUUGAGAAAGUAUAGUGGUUACUUGAGUAGCCUCAAGCAAGAACUUUCCAAGAAAAAGAAGAAAGGUAAAUUGCCCAAAGACGCCAGGCAGAAGCUUCUCAGUUGGUGGGAGUUACAUUACAAAUGGCCAUAUCCUUCGGAGUCGGAGAAGGUUGCGUUGGCCGAGUCGACAGGUUUGGAUCAGAAGCAGAUAAACAACUGGUUCAUAAAUCAAAGGAAGAGGCACUGGAAACCAUCGGAGGACAUGCAGUUCAUGGUGAUGGAUGGCUUGCACCCACAGAACGCAGCAGCCCUCUUUAUGGAUGGCCACUACAUCGGAGAUGGUCAUUUCCGGCUUGGUCCCUAAUCCCUCGCAUUACACAUUAAUUAAGUUAAUAGCCUGCCUGUUGUUGGAUUACUUAUUCAUGUGUCUGCUCAAGCAGUACGUGAAAUUAAGCGAGUUGGGCGGGCUUAAUUAUAUAGUUUUGUAUCGGAAGACUAAAGCAACUGCAAAGUCCGCAAGUCAUAGUUUGUGAUUGCCAUCGCUACAGUUGGUGUUGGGUUGGUAAUGUUCAACUUCCAUUGUGAUAAGAGGAGUGAUAUAGGGUCUUAUAAAUUUUGGUUUUAAGGUCUCAUAAAUAUUGCUCUUACAGCCCUUAAGGCUUAA